AUGUUCGUUAUUAUUCUUGGCCGAUGGUUAUUGCCAAAAGGAAAUAUUUCUCAUAGUGCGUUAUCUCAGUUAUUACUUGUGUAUUUGUCACUCGCUUCGGAUAUACUCGAUUUAUUAACAUUAUUCAGUGAACAAGAAAUUUAUCUAAGUUCAUCAAUGGUUCAUAUUAUUCUUAUUGUUUUCUCUUUAUGUAUGUUUCAAUUUACACUUAAUCUGACAGCAACUCGUGGCCGUUCGUUUUACGCAGAAUUCGAUAAUACAGGCAUAGAAAUACAUCAAUCGGCACCCCACUCAAAACCGAUACCAAAAUCGACACUAAAAAAACAUAAACUUUUAGAUAAAUCCAUACUACCAAUAAUAUCUUCAUCAACCGUUCGACCACUGGCAGCAACCACCAUGAAUUUAGCUCCACAUAUGAAAUCACGUGCAUCAUCCGUGUGCAUUAUUACUCCACCUGAUACAAUCUUCGACAAUGCUGAUAUAACUAGCGAUCAUGAAAUGAAAGUUAAUCAAAGUGCCACCACCAUUCAAGUUCCGGAAGCUACAAUUCAUGAAGUUGAUCUACUAAAAAAUGUUUCCUAUCCAUCUAUGAUUCAUCGUCAAUCAGUAAGUUCUCUUAAUUCAUUACAUUUAUCAUUAUGGAAUACAUCACGUUCUAAAUACGAAUCACGUAAAUCACUGGCAGACAGUAUGCGAACCUUCGUUCGUAAACGAUCAUCGAAAUUUCUUCGUUCCGAAAUAUGGUCAAUACUUGUUACAUUAUCAUUACAAGAUGGUCCGUUUUUUGCUGUUCGUCUUGUUGCUAUUAUUGUCUAUCGUGUACGUUCGUUUUUAACCUAUUUCUUCACGUUUAAAAACCUUCUGAUUCUUGUCUUUCAAUUAUACCGUAUUGUUUCAAUAUGCUUAGAGAAAGAUGAACACGAAAAAGAAUUCGAAGAAAAAGUCAACACAAUCACACGCAUGAGUAUGACCGCAACACAACUCGGAAUACCACUUUUCAAAAAAAUUUAG
Rotaria socialis is the source of this 1011-nucleotide messenger RNA. NCBI's taxonomy places the organism in Eukaryota, Metazoa, Rotifera, Eurotatoria, Philodinida, Philodinidae. The record is from the annotation of a GenBank genome assembly.